Glarea lozoyensis ATCC 20868 is the source of this 1038-nucleotide messenger RNA. RefSeq lists its product as uncharacterized. NCBI's taxonomy places the organism in Eukaryota, Fungi, Ascomycota, Leotiomycetes, Helotiales, Helotiaceae. The transcript has 2 exons. The record is from RefSeq and is a predicted model, not a curated record. Bases 1 to 1038 code for a protein of 345 amino acids.
AUGGCCUCGGACAAUGGCUCAAAAGCAUUAUACGAACAAGAACGCGAUUUCCUCGCUUCUCAAGCACAUCUCAUGAGCCAACCCGGGACGUCGUCUAUUCCCCUAGAUCCAUCAAGUCCAACAACACAGGGACCUUCUGGCUAUAACCAACCUUUACCGAUAGUCGGCGACAGACCACCAUCAUAUGUUGGCCCGGUUCGGCGCACUUCAACCUCCAGUACCCAAUUAAGACCUGUUCCUCUUAUCAAGGAGUCUAGCUGGUCAAAAUUCGAAGUUCCCACCAAAAAGAUAGAUUUGUCUUCAGGUUUUGCGUACGAUGAGAGACUAGCCCCGCUUCGAAUUUCGCACGAAGAAUGGUACCAAUUCAGCAGCGAAAUUGGCAUUGCUGCCAAACUCACGCCCGGUGAAGACUGGGCUGCUUGGACAGCUGGUAUCACGACUGGCACCCUUGCGAUCCCUUUCCUCCUCGUCUGGGCUCCCAAAUACGGAUACCGAACAGGGAAAUUCGUCCACAGAAAAUCUGUCCAGAGCAAUGUUCAGAAGAAAUUGGUCGGCGAUGGAGAACUGCGCAACGUUUUCAGGAAGUGGAACCAGAAUGUGUUCGCGCAUAAAGGAUUUCAGGCAUGGUUGGAGUUGCCAAGCGAUGAGAAAGAGAUCAAGCCCUCCUCCAAUGCCACCAAAGAAGAGAAGGAAACACUCAAGAAAGAAUUCGAGACAUCGAAGAAGUUCAAACUGUUGAUCCUGCCCUGGGACGGUUCGGAUAUGGGACCUACGAGCAUGGGAAUGCGUACGAGACAACCCAGCGUCCGUAAUAUUGUUGAGGCUGACGGCGAUCAGAUCCAAACAACGAGUCCUACUAACAUUAUACCUCCUCUGUCCGAGGCGCCGCCGCCAGAAGCUGAACAUUACGCUGUGAGCCCGUUGUCGACUUCAACAAGCCCGCAAUUUACGACGAACCCGAAUCCUUUGCCGAGAACGAUCAGUCGAAAAGAGCUGGCCGUUCACGGUGGGGAAGUAAGACACGAGAUGGCGGGAUGA